Elaeis guineensis (African oil palm) is the source of this 842-nucleotide messenger RNA. RefSeq names its product non-specific lipid-transfer protein 1. Gene Ontology annotation, biological process: lipid transport. Gene Ontology annotation, molecular function: lipid binding. The record is from RefSeq and is a predicted model, not a curated record. NCBI's taxonomy places the organism in Eukaryota, Viridiplantae, Streptophyta, Magnoliopsida, Arecales, Arecaceae.
UUAUUCUAUAUAAACACGCCGAGCAUAUCUCAACACCCACUGCAUUGCUAGCUUGAGAGUUUUAAGUGAGAGAAACCUAGCUAGUCUUUGUUCCAGUGUAAAUCUUUAUGGCUGGCUCCAUCGUGUGGAGGGUUGCAGGCCUCGUGCUCGCCAUGGCGCUGCUGGCGCCGCCCUGCAGGGUGACCGCGAUAACAUGCUCGGAUGUGUAUGGAGAUCUGCUGCCAUGCGUGCAGUACAUUCAGUCGGGCGGGGCGGUGGCUCCGCAGUGCUGCAGUGGGCUGCGAACGCUGGUGGCUGCGGCUCGCACUGGAGAUGACCGCCGCACCGCCUGCACGUGCCUCAAGACCGCCGCUGCGAGCUUCUCCGGGGAUGUCAGCCGGGCCAGCAAGCUCCCUGGCAAGUGCGGCGUCUCCAUCCCCUAUAAGCUUAGCCCCUCCACUGACUGCUCUAAGAUUAAGUGAUGUGGGGGCUGAGCGGGCUUGGUUGAAGGAAUAAGGUAGUUUAGAGAAUAGGAGGUAGUCUUGCCUCUGUCUGUGUGUGUUGAUCUAAGACCGUCCGGCGGUAGAGAAAGAGCUCUAUUUUUUGGAUGGCAUGCUUGUUAUUAUUUUUAUGGUCUAUGAUGUUAUCUUGAUAAGAAAAGUUUCAAGUACCAAAAAGCAUCUUGUGCUCGGUAACCCUUUCCUCGUGCUUGCACUAAAAAGAGCUUAUGCGCCGUAUAAUAAUAUGAUUAAACCAAAGAAGCUAUGAGUAUUUGACCCAUAAUGAUGGAUUGGGACGUGUGCCAUGUCACAAUUGCAAUUUGCGAUGUUGCCGUAAUGAAAAAUAAAGCGAUGUUUGAGAUA